This is a messenger RNA of Apis florea (little honeybee), 1457 nucleotides long. Its product is annotated as calmodulin-lysine N-methyltransferase. The record is from RefSeq and is a predicted model, not a curated record. Gene Ontology annotation, cellular component: cytoplasm. Lineage: Eukaryota; Metazoa; Arthropoda; Insecta; Hymenoptera; Apidae. Gene Ontology annotation, molecular function: calmodulin-lysine N-methyltransferase activity.
AGACAAAGGGGGGUGUAUCGGCAGGGUGAAGUUGCGCGGAAUGGGAAGCGGAUAGAGCAGACAGAAGGAUGCGCGCAGGCGUGAAACGGACGCGGUGAACGCUCGGCAUCCGCGUGGCGCGAGUUAGAAGUUGGCUUCGCGCUUUUAGUCUCGGCCCGUGUCUCUUCUCGUUCAUCUUCUCGUUCACCCGUCCGUAGAACGGCCAACAAGAGGGACGGAGCCGCGCCGUGUUCCUGAUUCCUCGCCUGCGAAUUUUCGUCGAAGGAAGGGAAGAAGAAGAGAGAGAAAACGGAUCCGCAUCGCGAGCGAUGAAGCGGAUGGACGCUAGGAUGCUCGGCGAUGAUGCUCGUCCACGUGUUUUCAUCCUCGCCACGAAACGCGUUCUUCUUUCGUAGCAUCGAAAGCCUCGAGCAUCCAUCGAUCCCCCUUCCCCCACCGCAUCGAGGGAGACGCGGCGUUCGAUGGAACGGGUGAAAAAUGUCCGAGAAGAGUUCAAACGAGAGAGUUCUCGAGGGGAGAAAGAGGAGCACCGCUCAACGAAGAUGGCGCAUCCUCGCCAAGGCGUUGAUCGGCCCCCAGGAGCCGAUCUCCCUCGAUCCUGAGAACGAGAUAUCGGUGCGCCGUUUCACGAGUUUCGAUCUGUUGAGAGUGAAUCGGUUGGACGGGAACAGCGCGGAUCCGGACUCGUCGGCGGCUUGGUACGAAUACUCGACCGUUUUGGACAACAAGCUGUUCACCGUCGAGAUACGGCGAAGAACGAAGAGGAAUUUCACGGCAACCGAGUUGAUCGGGUUCAACAAUACGGGGAACAUAUGCGUAUGGCCGUCGGAGGAGUGUUUGGCUUAUUACUUGUUGAAGAAUCGGCAACUGUGUCGGAACAGAAGGGUGCUCGAGCUCGGUGGCGGUAUGAGCUGUUUGGCGGGGGUGCUCGCCGCAAAGUACUGCGACCCGAAGGAAAUCGCGCUCACGGACGGGAACGUGACCAGCGUGAACAACGUGCGACGAAUCGUGUCUAGGAACGGCAUGUCCGAUUUCGUCGAGUGUGGCGUGGUACAGUGGGCCAAAGCGGCCAGGGCGAUCAGGGCAGCAAGAUCGGUCAGGCCGUUCCUACACCCCCAUCCCAACGCUCUUCGAGUCAAGGUGAAUUAUUCUUCUCGCGUGUUACGCGUUUCGCGCGCCCCUCUUUCACGCGAUGAUGCGUGAGUGCGUGCGUUCGAGCUUUUAAAGCCUUCUCGCUCGGAUCACGCGCCUGCGCACUUUCGUCCAUCCAGUGCGAACGAUAAAUUCCAGUUGAUUUGCCGCCACGAUUGUCCGCCACGCUAGUUUUCUAUUUUCUAUCGCAUAUAUCGAACAACCGUGAAUCAUUCGAUAUGCACGCGAUUUCUCUCGAUACGAUAAUCUUUCACGAUAUUUAUUCUCACGAUGCACGACAAUCACGAUCAUCUACUUUGCUAUUC